Messenger RNA from Gigantopelta aegis, 735 nucleotides. RefSeq lists its product as uncharacterized. The coding region runs from base 289 to 735 and encodes 148 amino acids. Lineage: Eukaryota; Metazoa; Mollusca; Gastropoda; Neomphalida; Peltospiridae. The record is from RefSeq and is a predicted model, not a curated record. The transcript is spliced from 2 exons.
UAACCAACAACACUCAGAAUACGAAUAUAAAAUAUUGAGGAGUGAAAAAUCUCGAUUUUUGAAAGCAACUGUAGAAACUGUCGCGUGUUUUAUUUAACGUAUUCUUUUAGAAUAAAAAUCUACACGUGCACACUCAUUUUUCGUUUUUCGUUCUCUAGUCUAGAUAUAACAGACCGUUUGGAAAUACGACCAAUACAUGUAUGUCCAAAACAUCUCUGCAUAUUUACUUUUAAACAUAGUGUAUCAUUAGUUAGCGAACGAUGAUGUUUUAAAAACUGCUCUUACAGAAUGUUUUUUAAAACAUAUUCCAUUAACAUUGGAAGAAACUAUGGCAUUCGUUUACUACUUCAACUGAUCCUUUUUGCAACAGUUCUAGUGUUAGUGGAAUCUUUGAACUGUGUUGAGAUUUCCACCUUUAUAAGAGAGAACUCUUUCUCCAACUUACUCCUGACGGAGGGCAGAAUACGAACCCAUGUCGGCGUGCAGAAUGAUGGUGACUGCGCCGUGAGAUGUGAAAUAAACCCAGACUGUAAAUCUUUCUUCUUCAACAAGAACUCUCGCACCUGCCAGACCAACUCUGUGAUUCACCUGACGACAGCUGGGUCAGUAUUCGACCAAGGGUCGCUUUACUUCAGGACAAAAACGGAGUGUCAUGGACCGCCGUCAGUACCACGCGCUCAACCCCAGUUCGACGUGAACUCUCCUCCAAACGCCACAGGAGCGGUACACGUGUGA